Molecule: messenger RNA, 1602 nt
Organism: Penicillium lagena
Lineage: Eukaryota; Fungi; Ascomycota; Eurotiomycetes; Eurotiales; Aspergillaceae
Product: ssDNA-dependent ATPase MGS1
Exons: 1
Coding region: 1-1602 (533 amino acids)
Biological process (GO): DNA-templated DNA replication; DNA repair; regulation of DNA repair
Cellular component (GO): nucleus
Molecular function (GO): single-stranded DNA helicase activity; DNA binding; ATP hydrolysis activity
Source: RefSeq, a predicted model, not a curated record
AUGGUCUCCUGUCCCAUCUGUGCGAAUUCGGUGCCGCAGCUGAAGAUCAACGACCACAUUGACUCCGACUGCCAGAAGUUCAUCGAAGACCCGGCCUCGUCCCCGACUGACCAGCCCGGUUCCCAAAAGCAAGUGGCUAGCAUUUUCCAGCCGCCGUCCGCACGCAAAGCCUCGUCUCAGCCUAGCGUGACCAAAGAAUCACCGUCACGCCCCCAUGCAUCAACCCCGCGCUUGAAUGGCAAGAGAUCCUUUGUGCAGGAACCGGAUACGCCGCAAGACCGAGAUGGAUCAAGCCAACCGAAUGGCGCAUCCGCAGAGCCGCCGGCGAAACGCGCCAAAGUCAGUGCCUUUCAGAGAGCCGCUCCACUAGCAGAGCGUAUGCGACCUAAGACGUUGGAUGAGGUUUGCGGUCAGGAGCUGGUUGGUUCGAACGGAGUGCUUCGCGGACUUAUCGAGCAGGACAGAGUUCCGAGCAUGAUACUGUGGGGUAGUGCGGGCACAGGAAAGACGACCAUUGCACGAGUCAUCGCAUCGAUGGUCGGCAGCCGGUUUGUGGAAAUCAACAGCACAAGUUCUGGUGUUGCGGAAUGCAAGAAGAUCUUCUCCGAGGCUCGGAGUGAACUCGGUCUAACCGGCAGAAAGACGAUCAUUUUCUGUGAUGAGAUUCAUCGGUUUUCCAAAUCCCAACAGGAUGUCUUUCUGGGACCGGUCGAGAGUGGACAGGUCACGCUCAUUGGUGCCACAACCGAGAAUCCCUCGUUCAAGGUCCAGAAUGCUCUUCUCUCACGCUGCCGGACCUUCACCCUGGCCAAGCUCACGGAUGAAGAUGUCACUGCUAUUCUCAAUCGCGCACUGAGGGUAGAAGGCCCAAACUACUCGCCCUCGGCACUGGUCGACGAUGAACUGGUGCAGUAUCUCGCUAAAUUUGCCGACGGUGACGCCCGAACCUCUCUCAAUCUCCUCGAGCUGGCCAUGGACCUGUCCAAACGCCGAGAUAUGACCAAGGAGGAGUUGAAACGAUCUCUAACCAAAACUCUCGUUUAUGACCGCGCCGGUGAUCAACAUUAUGACACCAUUUCAGCUUUCCACAAGUCUAUCCGCGGGAGUAACCCGGAUGCAGCGUUGUAUUACCUUGCUCGCAUGAUUCAAUCCGGGGAGGAUCCGCUGUACAUCGCCCGGCGGCUGAUCGUUGUUGCGUCGGAGGACAUUGGGCUUGCCGAUAACACCAUGCUCACUCUGGCCAUCUCCACUCAUUCUGCUGUUGAGAAAAUCGGCCUUCCCGAGGCGCGAAUCAAUCUAGCGCAUGCCACUGUUGCGAUGGCCAUGUCGAAGAAAAGCACACGAUCAUAUCGGGCUUUGAACAAUGCAUUUGCGGCACUGAACGAGCCAGGUGUGGCGGGACUGCCGAUUCCCAUUCACCUGCGGAAUGCGCCCACGAAGCUCAUGAAGGAGCUUGGGUACGGCAAGGAGUAUAAAUAUAAUCCGAACUAUGAGAAUGGAGAGGUGGUGCAGGAAUAUCUACCCGACCAGCUCCAGGACCGGACGUUCUUGGAGGAUCUCGACCUGGGGACAAUGCGAGACCCUGAUCUGAGCAGGCUCUGA